GAGAAAAAAAAAAAAAACGAAGAAGAACCACAGGUCCACCGCAAUGUUUGAUCACAAUGAUCUACAUCUACAGCUUGUUUUAGGUAGCAGCACUAGCAGAUGAUAACGAGCACUGCCUCACCGCUUGUAACUGCCUGUGUCACAAGGACGAAGGCGAUUCAUGAUGCUUGUCGAGGGAAGAAUGUUGACGAGAGGUGUAUAGGCAGAGGGAAGUACAACACAUAUCUAGGUACAUUUAAGGCUUCCUACCCUUCCUCACAGUGGAAGCGACAUCCCCAGCAGUAUGUAUAUGUGCUGCCCAACUCUGCUGUGCCAUCAGCACCGAAAAAGGUGCAGGAGCGCACUAGGAGGCAGCGAGUACUGAACACUGUGUUCAUGGAGAGCCUGUCAAAUAUUAUGGUUACGGGGGCCAUAAGCGAAGAACUGAAAGGCUUCGCCGUUGAACUUACACAGGUUCGUGUGUCUGCCGACUGCACCCACUUGAAUAUUUAUUGGGUUACUGCACUGCAAGAGCCUGGUGUGGACAAAAAGGUUGCCGAAAUUCUCCAUUCAAGUGCUGGAUAUCUUAAGUCAGAAUUGAUCAAGAAUGGCUUCAUUGGCAAAGCUCCAAAAAUUACUUUUGUGAGAGAUGUUACUCAUGGAAGAGCUGCUGAAGUGGAGCGACUUAUUGACAAAGUUUGUGCUGACUUGCCACCUGAUUUGGACCAUUCAGCUAGCAGAGACCUGCAAGCUUCCGGAAGUGAAGGUGCAAACACUGCAGAAGAGAGCUUGCAAACUGGACCCUAUGUUCCUCCUGAAAUGAAGAUGGACAUUUAUGGAUUGGACCGUGCAGCCCUCAUAAGGCAGGUUCUGCUCAAGACCAAAGGGCAGAGUAGGAUUCCUUUAGAAGAACUGGCCCCCCUUAAGCCUGGUAGUCACAACUCUGAGGAAGCACAAGCCAGAAUCUUAAGCCUUGCAGAAUAUGUGCGACAGAGGAAGCGGAAGAGUAAUUUGCAGGUUAAGGCUGAACGAGAGGCACAGAGGAACUUGCAAAGUGUACAACUGAGCCCAAGCAAUGAGCUACUGUCAUCUAGCACACCAGACUCAAGAGUGGACUCUGAAGACAUAUAUGAUGAAGAUGACUUCUGUAAUGUAUCAUUUUUAAAAGAGGAUUAAGAUUUUUUUUUUAAAUGCC
Molecule: messenger RNA, 1174 nt
Organism: Dermacentor albipictus
Lineage: Eukaryota; Metazoa; Arthropoda; Arachnida; Ixodida; Ixodidae
Product: putative ribosome-binding factor A, mitochondrial
Biological process (GO): rRNA processing
Source: RefSeq, a predicted model, not a curated record